Sapajus apella (tufted capuchin) is the source of this 1995-nucleotide messenger RNA. It is a transcript of the gene CUNH1orf105, whose product is annotated as chromosome unknown C1orf105 homolog. NCBI's taxonomy places the organism in Eukaryota, Metazoa, Chordata, Mammalia, Primates, Cebidae. The transcript has 5 exons. The coding region runs from base 1155 to 1616 and encodes 153 amino acids. The record is from RefSeq and is a predicted model, not a curated record.
GUCAGUUUCAGCUACGCACAUGAGUGAGCAAACAUGAGGGGACACUCUGAGAAUGCGUCUCAGAGACAGGCCACAGCACUUGUGAGAGAAGGUGGGAGCAAAGGUCACUCCCAGGGUGGGCAAGCAGAGGGGCAGUGAGGGAAUGGUUCAGGAGCAAGUGGGAUCUGCAAGGGCUCUAGAGGGUACUGUUUUCAAGCAGAGGGAAGAGCCAGGGGUGGAGGAAGAACUGGAAAGAGAAGAGAAGCUGAUCAGCAAAGAGGUGGAGACUGAGUGUACAGGAAAUGCUUGAAGAACGUCAAGGAACUAUGAGCAUACAUGAAAGGGAAACAAGGACACGGCUGAGCCCAGCUAAUGCACACAGGGCCCAACAGCCAAGAGCAGAGAGGGCACAUUCCAGGUUUCCAACACCGGAGCGUCACGGGCCAAGCUUUGCUUACGAGUCAUCUCUUAGUCCCUCUGACACCCUGGACAGGCAAGGAGGUAACUGGCAACCAUGACCUGCACUGGGUGGAGGUGGGGGGAAUGAGUGGGGAGGCAGGACUGGCUUAGCGAUUGCUGCAGAGCCAGCAAGAAGCCUUCCAGUCAUCCAGUUGCUGUGAGCUUCCUAUUUAGACAGGUCUCACCUGCCGCUGAACGACACCUCAUCUCAGAGUUGUUCUGGAUCUCUGUACUGUGGCAACUUACACACAUAACACCAGGCCCCAACCUGGUUGGGAUGGAGGUUGGGGAAGGAAAGCCAAUCAAAACGACCAGGUGCAGGGAGAGGCCAUUCUCCGGCUGGGUGUAGCGGGUUUUGUGGCUGCAAUAUUCAUGGUUAGCCACUAGAUGGCAGUUAAGAGCAAUAGCUUCCAGCUGAGUAGCCUAAAGGGUGCCUGGGAGGCCAGUCUCCCGGCUGACCCGCGAGAAGUGCCAAAUCGGUUGGUCCUCCCAAGAGAGAACACAGGUCCCUCAACCUCAACCUCACCCUCAUUCUCAUCCUGUGGAGGGCUGACCCUCCACUGAUUUGUACUUGAGAGUCACCCCUGCAGAUUGAAAGGCAACUAGGGAACCCGGGAUCCUUGCUCUGCUGGGGCACCAGGCAGAUAGCUCCAGUCAUAUUCUUUCCUGUCACAAAGACGUCUUCAAAUUUGAAUCUGGCUCCAAGAGUCUACUGCAUGGAUGAAGGCCUGCAGGCCAAGAGGAACCAGAGUGACUCCAUGUUGCUGCUCAGAAACCAGAAGCUGUGCUCCACUUGUCGAGAAAUGAAAAUGGUACAACCAAGAACAAUGAAAAUCCUAGAUGAUCCAAAAGUAUCCUUUGAGAAUUUUAUGAGUCAUAGAAUGAUGAGUCUUCAUCAGCCCAAAGUCCAGACUACACCUGAGCCUUUCCAUGAUGACAUCCCAACAGAGAGCGUUCACUACAGACUGCCCAUUCUGGGCCCCAGGACAGCUGUCUUCCAUGGAUUACUGUCAGAAGCCUACAAAACCCUGCAAGAGAGACGACAUUCUUCCUUGUCAGAAAGGAACCAUGGGCAAGACCAGGAGGCAGUGAGCGGUAGGAGUCCAUCACCUCCCAGUUCAUCAUCUUUGACACUGGCACCUUUUCCUCACACCUUUCUCCCUUCUCCAAAAAGAUGAUUUAAUUUUGCCUUCCUAAGAGUUGCUGGUCUUCUAGCCUUCACCUCUAUUUUCUCUCUCACUUUUCCUAAAGUGGUUUAAUUUACAUGAUUUUAAAGAUUUGUUGAUGAAAAUGGAACAUGGUAACUGUCUCAUUUAAUUUUGUUAAGAGUUCCUCUCUGUGUUAAAGCAGAAAACAUCCUUCUAUUUCUAAGUCACAAGUUUUCUGUGAAAACUGUUUUCAGCUGUUUCUUCAGCAUGGGCCGGAGAUGGCUCCAUGAAAUCCCUGAUGAAUUCAGCUUAUUAAGAAUAAAGGAGUGGGAUGGGUGUGGUAGCUCACACCUGUAAUCCCAGCACUUUGGGAGGCCAAGGCGGGCAGAUCACCUGAAGUCAAGAGUUC